This is a messenger RNA of Scutellospora calospora, 1712 nucleotides long. The record is from the annotation of a GenBank genome assembly. NCBI's taxonomy places the organism in Eukaryota, Fungi, Glomeromycota, Glomeromycetes, Diversisporales, Gigasporaceae.
UCUAUCAAAUCCCAUUUUGUCAAAAAAUUCCUCUUGGAACUUUGCCACCGGAAGAAAGAAACCUCCCAAUUUUCCUUAAUGGAAAAAUCAUAAGUGUCAUGAAUUCAGUUUUAUCAUUUGAAGAAAUCUUAGAGCAAGAGCUAUUAUGGUGUCUUCUCUGUAUUAAAUAUCCAUCUACAAUGGACUCAGUGGAGCAUAUUAAAUAUCUUGUCAAUGAAAUUCCUAAACAUCCACGAUUUAUAAAAAUGUUGAAGCAAAGAACAUUAAAAUGGUUAGAUGAUAGUACUUCAGAAAAUUGGCAGCUAAAGGUUGCCACUGACAAGAGAGUGCUUUAUUUACAUUCAUCAUUCUGUGCUGCUCUUCAGUCAUAUAUCAGAAUAAUUGUGAGGAAACAUAUCGCUAAGCUAUUAUGCACACUUGAACGGCUAUCUGCUCUCAAAACUUUAUUAAAUCUCGAAUGUAAAAACGGUGACAAUAACCUUAUUGAAUAUUGGUAUCAUACGUUUAAUGAUAAUAAUGUUAUUGACGUUGAAUUCAUGAUGGAUCCAAAACCUGAUAGUUAUCCCUUGUCAAGUGGUCCAUAUACCAUGGAAUUCCCUUUCUCCUAUUACCUUAUCAAGCAAAUUAACCUUUAUGAGAAGCUUUAUAUUGAGGAUAUUAAAAUACUUAAAGAAAAUAAAAAUAAUAUUGAUAAUUCCACUGGAGAUCUAUUAAACAAUAUUCUUGCUGAUUGCUUUGAAAGGUUCCAAAAUAUAUUAUUAAAAACUCCUGCACUCCAAGAUGCGCCUUUACAAAUAGCAGGACAUUUAUAUUACAAAGAUUUUCUUACUAUUAUAUCUUCUAAUAAUGGGGGUAAUGAGAAUCUUAAACUUAUUACCCUUUUAUUGCAACGGCGUUUGGGCAAAAAAUUAAUUAUGAACCCUAUCAGACUUCAUACAUAUUGGUGGGCAAAAUCAGAUAUUAUAAUCGCUGAAUUACAAUUAUCUAAACUUUGUUAUCCAAUUGCUAAUGAAAUAGUCAAAGAUAUAAAUGACAAUUUCGAGAAUUAUAAAAGGGAUCUCCCGGAUAUAGCUGCCCAGUUGACAUUGGAUCGUAUCCAUACAAUUAAUGAAAAACAAUUGCAGCAAUGGCAGCUUGAGGUUCCCCAGAUACUUCUUCUUUGUACCGACCUCUCAGUAGGUCCCUUGUCUUCUUCCUUCCAACUUCUUAGUAUAUGCAAUGAUCUCGUCUCAUUGCAAGUAAUACCCCCUAAUUAUUUCUCUAUAAUUAUUGACAUUGGACGUAAAUACGGCCCUUCGGAUAUAAAGUUUGUUGAUCACAUUUUUAAAAUUUUGGACACAAAAAGGACAACAAAGAGUAUUAUAGCUAGGCAAAACUUUGUAUUAAGAAUUUUAGAAAUUAUCCCUCUUGAAUCACCUGCUCGCUUGCAUCUUUAUGAAAAGCUGUUUACACAAGCUCAACCAUUAACUCUCACAGCUUUUAUAAUACUUUGCAUCUUUCGUUCAGAAGAAAAAGAUUUGUUCUCAGCUAUACUUGGAAAUACAAAUAAAGUAUUUCGUUCCUCACGAAGACUCAAUAUAAUAAAUGAACAACUAGGAAAGAAUUCGUGUGAUUCUGAAUUAGUAGCACUAUGCUGCGAUGUUAUUCAACAGGAAUUUUUUGACAAAAUGGGAUUUGAUAGACUUAAAGGAUUAUUCCGUGAUGCUUUUCAA